Molecule: messenger RNA, 1915 nt
Organism: Canis lupus familiaris (dog)
Lineage: Eukaryota; Metazoa; Chordata; Mammalia; Carnivora; Canidae
Gene: LSMEM2
Product: leucine rich single-pass membrane protein 2
Exons: 4
Coding region: 591-1040 (149 amino acids)
Source: RefSeq, a predicted model, not a curated record
CUUAUUAAUAUAAUAGAAAUACUAAUCUUCAAUCUAACUUUGCCUACUGACCAACAUGAGUACCUACAUGUAUAUGUGUGUCUGCCCUCUUUGGGGGUCUCAGAGCCCUCAUGGCCCUGGGCUCGUUAUUCAUCACCCCAAUCCCUGGGGUCACACAGUGCUUGAUGACCCAGCUUUGAGUAGGGGUCUUUAGGGGUGGAGAGGCGCAGGGCUUCCUUACAGAUCUUGGCUGCCAUGCAGGGCAUCGCUGGAGGUAAACAUGAGGUAGCUUGUCUGGAUAAAGACACCAAGGCCUGUGCAUAUGUAGGGGAGGCAGGAUUCCCCAGGAAAGACCCUGGACACGUGCAUUAGAUGGGCUCUUGUUUGGGCUCCAUCACCAGCUAGCUAGGCUGGCCCAUAUGGGUCACUCUACCCCUCCCAUGGUUGAGAGCUGCCCCCUCUAAAUAUAGCCCAGUGGGCUGAGCUCAGGCCUAUUUUAGGCCCAGGCUGGGAGGUGGCUAGCCUUCCCCAGGCUCUGGGAGCCACUGCUGCCUCCAUCCUGUCCUGCUCCUGGGUGCUAUUAUCAGCCCCUCAACUGCCCACCGCCCACCAUGCCUGAGGAGACAGAAGACACCAUGGCACUGACGCAGAGUCCGAGGAGCAAGGCACCACCGGCCCCCAACCACAUAGAGGAGGUGCGCCUGCACCAGGUGGAAUCCAUCAGCGACCUACACAGCGGAGGUUCGCUGCACCCCUAUCUGGCCGAGCAGGUGCAGCCGUGGGACGAGCUACUGGGCAUCUUGCCACCAUCGCUGUGUGCCCAGGCUGGCUGCAGUCCUGUGCAAGGCCGGGGAGGCUUCCUGUUGCUGCUGGCAUUGCUGGUGCUCACCUGCCUGGCGCUCGCCAUCCUGGCUGUCUAUCUGAGCGUGCUGCAGAGUGAAUCUCUCCGCAUGCUGGCACAUACACUUCGCACUCAGGAGGAGACGAUACUCAAACUCCGGCUCGCCAGCCUCAGCCAGCUGCGGAGGCUCAACUCCACUGAGGCCCAAGCACCCAGCUGAGAUACCACUUGGACCUGGGGGUUGGGAGGGUGUGUGUGUGGGGAGGAAUAAAGUGGCCACUGGCAGGUUUCUCCUGACCCACUGCUCCACACUACUUCCUUGGUGAGGUUUUUGUACAUGAGUCUAACCUGACCCCACAGCUACCUGCCUCUCCUGUCUUCGGGCUAGGCCUAGCCAAGUUUUCUGGGGCCAAGGACCUGCUUUGGGUGGCCCAAGGUCAGAGGAAACGACACCAGCCUCCUGGCUCCUUCUGUGGCCUGUCAGCAGCCUCUGGCUUCCCCCAGAUAGCAGGUUCAGAGUCUAGAAAUAGCUGCCCCCCCUGCUCAAUUGCUCAAACCCUGCCAUGCCUCCCAGCAGGGGUCGGGCCUCAGCACUCAAGCAGGCAGAGCUGAGUAUGGGAAAGAGGGCCACCUGAGGAGACGGUCUGGGAGGGCACAGCUGAGAUGGAGACAGGGGUGGUGGAUGAGAGGGCAGGCAGAAACACCCAGAGCUAAGGGCUGCAGAAGGCUGAGCAAUCAGUUUAAUCAUCUCUAAUAAUCUUUACAAAUCAGCAUAUAGAUCCAUUCCAUGUAGCCUCACCUCCCCACCUGUUUUGGCGCCAUCUGUCCAGAUGCCAUUCCCUUCAAGAAAGUGGGUCAUCCCAUGGGAGCAGGGCCUGAGAAAGGACAGAAAGGGACAGCCCUCCUGCUGUCUGCCCCACGGCUCUGGGACAAGCACACAUUUGGUCUGGCCUGAGACAGAGCAGGAAAAGGCCACAGCGUCGUGUGCAGGGGCAAGGGGCCAGGAUCCCGAGUGCCCUGGCCUCCAGCUACCCAUCCCCAUGUCUGUUUUUGGUUUUGUCAUUAAAAAAAUAAAGCGACAAUUCCUGGCAGGGA